AUGCUUCAUAAUCUUUCUUUAUCAUCGAAUGCAUCAAUGAUUCGUUACGCGUUAGCAUAUAAGAACUUCAAUCCUAACGAAACAUAUCCAGAAGAAGAAAAUGUGGAAUCAAGUUUUGAAUUAACAAAAAAGUAUUGGAAAUAUAAAAUUGAAUCAUAUAAGAAACAAGAUGAAAAAGCAGAAAGGGAUACUAAAAACAAUGUUUCAAUGGAUGACUAUCAAUACUAUCACGAUUUAAUCCUUUCAUCUAAAUGCAAAAUGUGUGGUAAAGCGUUUACAUAUGCAAAUAAACCAACAUUGGAUAGAAUAGAUAAUGAAAAACCACAUACCAAAGAAAAUUGUCAGUUAAUGUGUUGUUAUUGCAAUGUCGUAAAAUCAAAUAAAGAUGAAGAUGUUCAACGUUUAAGAAUCAAUUUAAGAAAUUAUGCAUUAAAAAAUAAUUUACCAAUGACUUUAGAUUCAGUUGAAGCUUAUCACAUUCUCCGUAAUGGAAUUACUGGUGGUCUAUCAAAUGUUCAACAUCGUGUUAAUCUUAAAGGAAUCACGCACAUUAAUAAACUUUCAUAUAAUCCAGAAACUAAAACU
Messenger RNA from Trichomonas vaginalis G3, 585 nucleotides. Its product is annotated as DNA/RNA polymerase superfamily. The transcript has a single exon. The annotation marks the transcript as partial. NCBI's taxonomy places the organism in Eukaryota, Parabasalia, Trichomonadida, Trichomonadidae. The record is from RefSeq and is a predicted model, not a curated record.